GCUUGAUGAUACUAUGGCUCCUGGGGUUGUUGCCACUGAUAUUAAUAAUCCCAUAGACAUUGCGAAUGUACAGGUGGUUGAGAUACCCAAAUCUUGUCCGAUCGAUCAUUUAAAUGAACCGGAAGGUGAAGGGUUGAAAAUUGUGAAGUUAGAUAAGAAAACGCCGCGUAGAGUUGUCAGGCCGAAAGUGUUGAAGAAUCAUGAAUCGAGGGAGUAUUUGUAUGAUCGUCUGUAUGACGAUACCUGCCCGAGAGUGCCUACAUUAUGCAACGAAAAGACAUGUCUGGGGAGUUUGAUGGCGAUUCCGGGUCGUGGAGACGUACCAAGGGAACCAGAAGAAGUUCUAAAUGAUGCUAAGGAUUUUCUCGGACAGUACUUUGCCUCAAUACGAAGAGCUAAUACUCCAGCUCAUGAAGCGCGAUGGGGGACUGUGCAAGAGGAAGUGGCGAAGACAGGGACAUAUCAACUAACCACAACUGAGCUGGUCUUCGGAGCCAAGUUGGCAUGGAGAAACGCAAGUCGAUGCAUUGGGAGAAUACAAUGGUCCAAGCUACAGGUCUUCGAUUGUCGGCAAGUGACGACCACGAGUGGUAUGUUCGAAGCACUCUGCAAUCAUAUAAAAUACAGCACAAAUAAAGGAAACAUAAGAUCAGCAAUAACACUAUUCCCGCAACGUACAGACGGAAAGCAUGACUACAGAAUAUGGAACAGCCAGCUAAUCAGUUAUGCUGGUUAUAGACUAUCUGAUGGCACAGUUCUAGGGGAUCCCAUGCAUUGCGAAUUUACUGAGCUUUGUUUGAAACUGGGAUGGAAGCCGCCGCGGACUGCGUGGGACAUUUUGCCUCUCGUACUAUCUGCGAAUGGGAAGGAUCCGGACUACUUCGAAAUACCAAGAGAACUUGUCAUGGAAAUACACAUGACUCAUCCAUCGUACGAAUGGUUCGAAGAUCUUCAACUUCGCUGGUACGCCCUGCCAGCCGUGUCGAGCAUGAGAUUCGAUUGUGGCGGCAUAGAGUUCACCGCAAACGCCUUCAAUGGAUGGUACAUGAGCACUGAAAUUGGAUGCCGAAACUUCUGUGACUCUAAUAGAUUGAACAUGCUAGAGAAAGUGGCCGAAAAAAUGGGCUUAGACACUCGCACUCCGGUGAAUCUAUGGAAGGACAAAGCGUUAGUGGAAGUGAACGUGGCUGUCCUACACAGCUUCCAACAACACAACGCGACCAUUGUAGAUCACCACACUGCGUCCGAGAGCUUCAUCAAACAUUUAGACAAUGAAAAUCGACUUCGGUCAGGAUGUCCAGCUGAUUGGAUUUGGAUCGUACCACCAAUGUCGUCUUCGAUCACGCCAGUAUUUCACCAAGAAAUGGCGCUUUACUAUUUGAGACCUUCCUAUGAAUAUCAGGAGCCGGCGUGGAAGACACAUCAAUGGCAGAAAUCAAAGCCGAUUACUGGCAAACGGCCCAUCAAUAGAAAGUUCCACUUCAAGCAGAUCGCGCGCGCUGUCAAGUUCACCUCCAAACUGUUUGGCCGGGCCCUCUCUAAGAGGAUUAAGGCCACGGUUUUAUAUGCCACCGAGACUGGCAAAUCGGAGCAGUAUGCCAAAGAGUUGGGUGUAAUAUUUGGUCACGCGUUUAAUGCACAGGUUCACUGCAUGAUGGAUUAUGACAUCACCUGUAUCGAGCACGAAGCUCUAUUGUUAGUUGUAACGUCAACCUUUGGUAAUGGAGAUCCCCCUGAAAAUGGAGUGGCCUUUGCGGAAAAUCUUUGUGAGAUUCUGUAUGCUGAUCAGGUUGGAGGUGAAAGCACUGGGACAUCACAAAUGCUGACACCCAAGUCCUUUAUCAAAGCAAAUAGCCAAAUAGAAAUGCAGAGAUACGCAGUAGCUAAUCCUAAACAAUUGAGUAGAUUGGAAUCUCUUAAAGGAAGUGCAACGGAUGCAACCUCAAUCGAUAGUUUUGGUCCACUUAGCAAUGUUAGAUUUGCAGUAUUUGCUCUUGGAUCGAGUGCUUAUCCAAACUUCUGUAACUUUGGCAAAUAUGUAGACAAACUACUUGGGGAUCUAGGUGGAGAGAGGAUCCACGAUGUUGCCAUGGGUGAUGAGAUGUGCGGACAAGAUCAAGCGUUUAGGAAAUGGGCAUCUAGUGUUUUCAAUGUUGCAUGUGAAACAUUCUGUUUGGAUGACGAUGAAACUCUUCAAGAGGCUAAACGAGCUCUCGGUACUGUUACAUUAAGCGAAGAAACAGUAAGAUUUGCAUAUCCAGCUGUUAAAGCACCAACACUGCAAAACGGCUUACAAUCUGCACUUAAUAGACAAUUGGUCACAUGUACUGUAAAGGCUAAUAAAGAUUUAGGCGAUGCUUCCGCUGAGAGAUCAACCAUUUUCAUAGAUCUGGAACCCAAGAGUGAAAUUAAAUAUGAUCCAGGUGACCACGUUGGAAUAAUCGCGUGCAAUCGAAUAGAAUUAGUAGAUAACUUAUUAGCUAGGUUGACGGAUAUUGAUGAUUUUGAUACUCCAGUACAGUUGCAACUUAUGAAAGAAACACAUACUUCAAGUGGACCAGUUAAAUCAUGGGAACCACACGAGAGGCUACCAGCUGUAAGCGUCCGCGAUUUGUUUACGAGAUUUUUGGAUAUAACAACACCACCCACGACGAUACUGCUUCAAUAUUUAGCUAAAACAUGUGAUAAUGAUACGGAAAGAAAACAACUUAAUACAUUAGCUACGGACCCAGCGGCCUACGAAGAUUGGCGUCAUUAUUACUUUCCAACGUUGUCUGAAGUGCUGGACCAGUUUCCUUCAGUGAAACCUAGAGCCUCUCUUCUCGCGGCUCUUCUAUCGCCUCUUCAACCACGAUUCUAUUCUAUAUCCUCUUCUCCAAUAGCUCAUCCGAAACGACUGCAUCUUACAGUUGCUGUCGUAACAUAUAGGACUCAAGACGGCGAAGGACCAGUCCACUAUGGUGUUUGCUCCAAUUAUCUCAUGGAUCGUAAACCAGGCGACGAGGUUUAUCUCUUCAUACGAAGUGCUCAAAACUUCCAUUUGCCCCAAGAUCUGUCAGUACCUCUCAUACUAAUUGGGCCCGGUACUGGAAUAGCACCAUUUAGGGGCUUUUGGCAUCAUCGUAGAGCAUUGUUGAAUUCUCGAACACGCGCAAACGCCGGAGCUGUAUGGUUGUUCUUCGGAUGUAGAACCAAGACUAUGGAUCUAUACAGAGAAGAGAAAGAACAAGCGCUAAAGGACGGGGUUUUGUCUAAAGUAUUCCUUGCUUUAUCACGAGAGAAGAAUAUUCCAAAGAUGUAUGUUCAAGAACUAGCUGAAAACGAAGGAGCCGAAAUACAUGAUUUGCUUAUAAACUCCGGAGCACAUUUCUACGUAUGUGGAGAUUGUAAAAUGGCGGAAGAUGUUCAUCAGAAAUUAAAAGGAAUUAUCAAAAAACAUGGUAACAUGACUGAUGAGCAAGUACAAAACUUCAUGUAUAUUUUAAAGGAGGAGAACCGUUACCAUGAAGACAUAUUUGGAAUAACCCUUCGUACCGCGGAAGUGCAUAGCGCGUCCCGAGAAUCUGCAAGAAGAAACCGCGUCGCUGCUCAACCCUGACGCCGGUCUUCCCGUAUGAUCUCAAAUUAUGAAACCUAGCAAAACCAACAACAUAUUAAACAGUGAGAAAAUAUUUAGAAUUAUUAAUAAUAAAAAAGGAUUGUGUGGUUUUAUGAAACCACGGUAAAAGUGAAACUUUUUUUCACAUUACACACGUCUAACUAAAAAAGUUAAUGUUAAGUGGUAUAAUAUUCCAUUAAGGGUAUAAAAAUCACUUCACCAAUCCUAAUAUUAUACUUGGGAAAUUGGAAUGAUAAUGGGAAAUAAAAAAGUUUCACUUGAAUAAAUAACAGCAUUAACAUUAAACUCUGACAGUAACAAACCAAAUAGCGUGGAGAACUGGCACAAAUGAAUAAUAGUCUAUACACUACACGGUCAGCUGCUGCGAACUAUGUGCACCGCCAUAUUGGCCUUGGCUGCUAUGACGAAUGCCUUUCCUUUAUCCCUACUCCGCGGCCGACCGUCACUCGACAUGCGCCACACAGACCAAAAAGUUUAAGAAGAUGAAAUAAAAGUUUCACUUUAAAACGAAAGUUUAUACCAACUUCAGAUUACUCGAACAUUGACGUAUUAAGAAAAAACAUCAAUUGUAAUUCUCAAUUAUAAAAUACAUAUGCUUGUCUCGUCUUUUGAGGCAUUGGUAUAUAAAGAUCAUCUUCGCGAAAUUACGCCAGUGCAAAAUUGUCUUAAAUUUUCGCUUGAUUUUACUAAGUAACAUUGCUAGAAACCAUUUGAAUGCUUUUUAAUCACUACAAAUAUGUUCUUUAAUCGAUACAAGUGAAUUGGCCUAAUUGCAGAAUAAAAAGCUGAUGUGAGAAAUUAAAACAUUUUCAGAUAUUGUUUUCGUUUAUUAAAAAUUUUAAUGAUUGAAGUCAAUCGAACUUUUUAAAGGUUGAUUUGAUCGUGGUUGUGUAUUGUAAAUAGUUAUGUUCUAUAAUUCAAACAGCAUAUAAUGAGAACUAUUGUUAAGUACGAAAUUGUUUAUUGGUUUGAAAUUUUUUUCAUGAUCGUUUGAAAUUUUAAUUUUUCAGUAUUAUUUUAUAUUGGUAUUCAUUUGUUUAUGAUUGUUAGUUUUUUGGUUUAGUUGUGUAAUAUUAAAAUGAUUUAUAUAAUAAUAAAUCUCGUAUCACACUUUAAAUAUAAAAUAACUAUUUUUGUUAAUUGUAUAAAAUACUUGUAAAUAAGAAUUAGCGCAUUUAUUUGCAAUGUAAUUUUAUUAAUUAAAUUUUAAUAUUUUAUUGUUACCUCUAUGCCAAAUAUUUUACAAUAUAAUCAGUAGGUUAAGAUUGUGAACUUAAAUAUUUUUAUCGUUCCAUAUAAUUGUAAUCGCUUAGUGAUCCUUAAGCUAGUCCUAAGAAUUGUAAGUAAAUUAAUAUUUUCUAUUUCUUGCUCCAAUACAUAUUAACAUUCCUAUUAAUAUUCAAGUUAUACUAAUUAAAAUUAUAAAUGUAUGAAAUAUUUACAAAUAUAUCUUUCAAUAUUUUAAUUGCACGUUUGGGACUAAAUUUUAUCAAUCCAUAUCAAAACUUGAACGCACUUUUUUCAAGUAUCGAUGAGGUUAUAUUCUUAUGAAUUUAAAUAUUAUCUUAAGAGUCUUCGUUAAUUACUUAAUAAAGUUCCUUCGUACUAAUAA
This is a messenger RNA of Pieris rapae (cabbage white), 5231 nucleotides long. RefSeq names its product nitric oxide synthase-like protein (gene Nos). Lineage: Eukaryota; Metazoa; Arthropoda; Insecta; Lepidoptera; Pieridae. Bases 14 to 3598 code for a protein of 1194 amino acids. Gene Ontology annotation, biological process: nitric oxide biosynthetic process. The record is from RefSeq and is a predicted model, not a curated record. Gene Ontology annotation, molecular function: calmodulin binding; flavin adenine dinucleotide binding; NADP binding. The transcript has 22 exons.